AUCAGUGACAGACCGUUACCCUACGUCACUAUAGCCGACCAAUAGGAGCCCUAGAGCUCAGCGUGUGACGUCACCAUGGAGCGGACUCAGCGGAGCGUCUUAAUGUCAUCGGGUUUAUCCUCAUAAGGUCUCUUUAAUGGGUUAUAUUUUGCAAUUUUUCUAGUCCUUCCAAAUAUUGUUAAUGUGAUGAUGAAUACAUCCGAGUGAACAGUACAAAUGACUGGAUCUGAAAAGCCUAUAUGGUGAUUGCCUUGACAUCAAAGCAGCGAUAAGGAGCCCUGUGGUUAUCAUAAUGAUGAAUAUUCCUCAAACCAAGGGGCGUUGCACCGACCCUGUGGGGACAUGACCAUCUACCUCUUGGCCUUGUGAGAGGCAUCUCAAGGAGACUCCACCAUGAAGGGCCUCGGUUCCCCAGGUGCCUUUUGCACGGGGAUCCUGGUGGGGUGUUGCAGUAUGUACCUCGUUCUGCGCCAGGUGUGGUUUGAGAGGAGCUACCCCGUGCUGUCGGAGGCGCAGGAAGCGGCUGCUUCAGCUUCAGAAGCAGGCGUAGGUGUGACGCCAGUUGAUGAUGAUAUGACACACUGGAAGAAGGAUGGAGACGCUCUGAUCAACUUGCUCCACCCUCACCACGCAGGCGAGGACCACCUUGUAGCUGAUAUGCUCUUCCAGAAGGUGCGCGUCCUCUGCUGGGUGAUGACAGGACCUUACAACCUGCGCUCCAGGACGCGCCACGUGAAGGAGACCUGGGCGCGCCACUGCAACGCCGUGGUGUUCAUGAGCUCCGCGGCCGACCCCCGCUUCCCCACGGUUGGCCUGGGUACCAAGGAGGGCCGCGACCAGCUGUACCGGAAGACCAUCCGCGCCUUCCACUACGUCCAUGAGCACCACUCCCAUCAGGCCGACUGGUUCCUCAAGGCGGACGACGACACGUUUGUGGUGGUGGACAAUCUGCGCUGGGUCCUGGCCAAUCACACGCCGGAGGAGCCCGUCUACUUCGGCAAGCGCUUCAGGCCCUACGCCAAGCAGGGCUACAUGAGCGGCGGGGCGGGGUACGUGCUGAGCAAAGAGGCCCUCAGGAGGUUUGUAGAGGGCUUCCGCACCAGCGUGUGCACACACACCACCCCGGUGGAGGAUCUGGCCCUGGGCCAGUGUCUGGAGAAGAUGGGCGUGUUGGCCGGAGACUCCAGGGACACGCUGCAUCGGGAGACCUUCCACCCGUUUGUCCCUGAGCACCACCUGACGGGCAAGUUCUCCAAGAGCUUCUGGUACUGGAACUACUGCUACUACCCCAUCGUGGAGGGGCCGCGGUGCUGCUCGGACCUGGCUAUAUCGUUCCACUAUGUGGAUGCAGAGCUGAUGUACACCCUGGAGUUCUACACCUACCACCUGCGAGCCUACGGCUACAGACCCCGCUACCAGCCCCCUGGGCCCCGGGGCCUGGUCCGUGGAGCACCUCCCCCAACAGGGACCCCCCCGCUCCGACUGAAUGGCACGGAGAAGGAUCAGGCAAAGAAGAACAACAGCAGGUCAAUGAGCCACACGACUUCAGACUUCACCGGCGACGGGAGUCCUGGUAAAACAGAGGCAAUCUCAGACCGAGUGGGGACGGUUCAGAAUCACUGAGUUAGCGCUGCUGGUGCACAAUACACAAGCCGAAAGACGCACUUCAGAAUCACUUCUCCCCUGGCGACGCAGCGCGGAUGAAGACACACCAGGAACUUUGAUCGACUGCAAAUGGACAUUGAAGAACUUUUGACCGAAAUUGAUUUAGCUAAAUGCAAUUGUGAUAUUCCAUGCAAUGAGGUGUGAAUCAACAGUUUGUGGUCUAUAGUGAACAAGACUAUCAGUCAACAAAACUUUAUCUUCUUUUGUUUCCCAACAGCCGCUGACAGUUCUCAUGAAGACAGGGUUCGACGGUGAUGUCCUGGAUAUAUCAGGAUAGAGACAUUCGUGUGUGUGUGUGUGUGUGUGUGUGUGUGUGUGUGUGUGUGUGUGUGUGUUGUGUGUGUGUGUGUGUGUGUGGGUGUGUGUGUGUGUGUGUGUGUGUGUGUGUGUGUGUGUGUGUGUCAACUCUAACUAUCCUAAACAAAAAAUACGUUAACUCCUCUCUUGAUGGACAUCAAUUUUAACGAUCAUGUAAACAUUUAUCUUGAUGCCUUUUGGAUAUCCUAUGGAUAUACAGUUUUUAUAAUUGUCAGAAACCUUUUACCCACACCCAAUUUAUUUGUGUUGUGUUUGAUGCUUAAGUACAAAAGGUUUUAGAUAGAAUUAUUACCAGGUCAUAACACCUUAUCUGUUGAAAACAUUGCGAACAAUUUCACAGGAAGGAUUUAGCUUGUGUUCCAUAAUGUGAGCCUCUUAUGAAGAAAGCAAGCUCAUCAAUGAAUAUGGUUAUAUCUAUUUAACAUAUGGGGGUAGAAGAAAAUGUGACGCGUUAAUAACCACAACGACUUCCAUCUGACCCGAGCUAACAACCUUUGUUGUAAUAAUGUUUUGGCGUAUAUACAUAUGAUAUAUCAUGAAUUGCUCUUAAGUCCUUCCAAGAUAUUUUUGUAGAUAAAUGCUUUGUCAGCAAUUUCAGUAGUGUUAGUAAAGUGAGUCAACACGAUUGCAUUAUCAAUAAUCAAACAAAAUAUCAUAUUCCAUUAUUUACAAAAUGGUUUAUUUUAAUUGCAUGGAAUAAGAUAAAUAAAUUAAUUCGAUUCAUGUUUCAAUUCUAAACAACGCUUGUUGUUCAGAUCAUUCAUAUAGGCUACAAACAUGUAACACAACAGCAGCCAUAAACAAUCCGGAUGGUUGUAUUGUAAAAUAUCCCGUGCCAUGUUCAGAGACAUUUGCAUUUCGUAUGCUCGGUAAUGAGGUGUCAUCUUAGCCAGAUGAGAUGUACUCUGAAAGGCAGGAUCAAAAUCCACGCCGAAACCUGGAAACAAUGACCACCAAUUAAACAUAUUUUGAUUAUAAUUUAGGCCUUUGGAACAGAUGAUACAAUUCUAGUUCAAGACGAGCAGACAUCUCUGUAACGUUAGCCUAGAGGAAGUAAGACAUUUUAUAAUACGGCAUUUAUUCUUUAAUGACAACACUAUGCCUACCGGAGUCUACACUUAUUCAGGAAGACUCCCCUUCUCUCCGGGUCCGUUUUCCUCCAUGGACCAUCAUCUGCGGGAGCGAUAAACACACCUUCACAUAGAAGAACAGUUUGAACAGGACACAGAGGUCAUGCUUUAUCUGUAACACCUGACCAGUAAAACCAUUAUUAAUUAAGAUCACCUGUCUCUGAGUUUCUCCGUCCCAUAAGACCAACGAAGAUGUCGUGCAUCUCCCCUGUCAGAAAUAUUUGCAAUAUCAUAUCAAUUCAGUGGCUUCGACCAGAAAAACGAAUGUAUUGCAAAAAAUGUAAACCUUACUUUUAUUUGCCGACGGUAAUUCAUUUGCCGCUGUAAUGAUCCAAA
Molecule: messenger RNA, 3449 nt
Organism: Gadus chalcogrammus (walleye pollock)
Lineage: Eukaryota; Metazoa; Chordata; Actinopteri; Gadiformes; Gadidae
Gene: c1galt1la
Product: core 1 synthase, glycoprotein-N-acetylgalactosamine 3-beta-galactosyltransferase 1, like a
Exons: 4
Coding region: 394-1623 (409 amino acids)
Cellular component (GO): membrane
Molecular function (GO): N-acetylgalactosaminide beta-1,3-galactosyltransferase activity
Source: RefSeq, a predicted model, not a curated record